AUGCAGAAGGGGAGCAUCCGGACGCACCAGCGCUCCACCGCACACCAGGACGCACACGCCGAGAUAAAGUCGAAGGAGAGCCGGAAGCUUCGUCAAACGCUGCUGAGCGAGUUCGAGGGGUUGGAUCGCAGCACGCUGCACAUCAUCACCGCUCUCAAGACUACCGUGCACAUCUGCAAAUCGGAGGCGCCAAUCACCUCCUACGUGGGCACCAUCAAGUUCAUGGCCGAGCUCGGAGUCCCGAACCUUCCCUUGGAUUCCAAGGGAAACUACUUUUCCGACAGCACCUAUUCAUCCCACCCCCACUCACAGGUUGACAUCACGGUGGUCGCGGGGGAGGUGUCGCUCGCUUGCCGGACGAUCGAGGUGCGUUACGUGGACUGCGAGGAUCGUUUCGGCAACGAUCAGUCGCCCCUGCUCUGCGCGUUCCUGAAGAAACACGGCAACCCCGAGCACCGCGAAGUCACCGUCAAAGGUGUGGACCAGAACGGCGACGCUGCAGAGCACAAGUUCGAGCUUCACGAGCGCAAGAUCCCAGGCCAUAAGACUGGCGGCGACUACUACUCCUGCAAGGCGCUGUGCCAGGAGUUUGCGAAGGUCUGCGUUGCGCGACUGGAGUUCCGCCUGGAAGACCUCAAGGACCUGGCCGGCUCCAAGCUUUUCCGGCCGUCGUGCUAUCCCGACGACAACGCGCAGCGGAUGAAGAAGUGCCGCGAGUGGUUGGGCAUGCUAGACCACAUGUUUCACCACCGCCUCUUUGGUACGCCACCUGGUUGCGCCUGCAAUGUGCUGUCUGCUCUAAGUGUGUGUGUACCUUAG
This is a messenger RNA of Closterium sp. Yama58-4, 819 nucleotides long. The record is from the annotation of a GenBank genome assembly. Lineage: Eukaryota; Viridiplantae; Streptophyta; Zygnematophyceae; Desmidiales; Closteriaceae.